AUGGGCAAAGAAAAGACGCAUAUCAACAUUGUCGUCAUCGGACAUGUCGACUCCGGUAAAUCGACAACCACUGGACAUUUAAUUUACAAAUGUGGUGGUAUCGAUAAGCGUACAAUCGAGAAAUUCGAGAAGGAAGCCCAAGAAAUGGGUAAAGGUUCCUUCAAGUACGCUUGGGUACUCGACAAACUGAAGGCCGAACGUGAACGUGGUAUCACGAUCGAUAUCGCUCUUUGGAAGUUCGAGACGUCAAAGUUCUACAUCACCAUCAUUGAUGCACCAGGACAUCGUGAUUUCAUCAAGAACAUGAUUACUGGUACAUCUCAAGCCGAUUGCGCAGUACUUGUGGUGGCUUGCGGUACUGGAGAGUUUGAAGCCGGUAUCUCCAAGAAUGGACAGACUCGUGAGCACGCUCUGCUUGCUCAGACUCUUGGUGUAAAGCAACUCAUCGUUGCUUGCAACAAGAUGGACUCCACUGAGCCACCGUUCUCUGAAGCUCGUUUCAAUGAAAUCACCACCGAAGUGUCGAACUUCAUCAAGAAAAUCGGAUACAAUCCCAAGGCUGUGGCCUUUGUACCGAUUUCUGGAUUCAAUGGCGAUAACAUGCUUGAGCCAUCCGCAAACAUGCCUUGGUUCAAGGGAUGGAAUGUGGAGCGCAAGGAGGGUAAUGCCACUGGUAAAACUCUGCUUGAGGCUCUCGAUUCUAUUGUGCCACCACAGAGACCUACUGACAGGCCACUCCGUCUACCUCUGCAGGAUGUGUACAAGAUCGGAGGUAUUGGUACCGUCCCCGUGGGGCGUGUGGAGACCGGAAUCAUCAAGCCGGGUAUGGUUGUCACCUUCGCACCCCAGAACGUCACUACUGAAGUAAAGUCUGUUGAAAUGCACCACGAGUCACUGCCUGAGGCCGGACCUGGAGACAACGUUGGUUUCAACGUGAAGAACGUCUCCGUUAAGGAUAUCCGUCGUGGAUCCGUGUGCUCCGACUCGAAGAACGAUCCCGCCAAGGAGGCUCGCUCGUUCAAUGCUCAGGUUAUCAUCAUGAACCAUCCUGGACAGAUUGCUGCUGGUUACACUCCUGUGCUUGAUUGUCACACCGCACAUAUUGCAUGCAAGUUCAACGAGCUCAAGGAGAAGGUCGAUCGCCGUACCGGUAAGAAGGUCGAGGAUAACCCGAAAUUCCUCAAGUCCGGAGAUGCCGGAAUCGUCGAGCUGAUCCCCACAAAGCCACUUUGCGUCGAGUCGUUCACGGACUACGCACCUCUUGGUCGUUUCGCCGUUCGUGACAUGAGGCAAACGGUUGCUGUCGGUGUCAUCAAGUCUGUCGACAAGACCGAGGCUGCUGGAAAGGUGACGAAGGCAGCACAGAAGGCUGGAGUCGGAGCUAAGAAGAAAUAA
Haemonchus placei is the source of this 1395-nucleotide messenger RNA. The record is from the annotation of a GenBank genome assembly. Lineage: Eukaryota; Metazoa; Nematoda; Chromadorea; Rhabditida; Trichostrongylidae.